Gasterosteus aculeatus aculeatus (three-spined stickleback) is the source of this 3816-nucleotide messenger RNA. It is a transcript of the gene ythdf1, whose product is annotated as YTH N6-methyladenosine RNA binding protein F1. Lineage: Eukaryota; Metazoa; Chordata; Actinopteri; Perciformes; Gasterosteidae. Gene Ontology annotation, molecular function: N6-methyladenosine-containing RNA reader activity; mRNA binding. Gene Ontology annotation, cellular component: cytoplasm. Gene Ontology annotation, biological process: mRNA destabilization. The record is from RefSeq and is a predicted model, not a curated record.
AUUCUAAAUAACCACACAUGUAAAGUGGUUGAGGGAAACCAAGAAGGAACCGGGCCGAAGGAAGGAACUGCCAUCAUGAGGGUCUGUAUGUGAAAUUGUUCAAGGAUUUACAUCUGUAAGGUAACGUUAGCCGCGAACGCCUCCUCCACGUCACCGCCGUCAUUUCCGCCCCUCAGACCCCGGAUGAAGCUGCCAUUGGGGCAAGUGAGCAGGGCCACCAAGGCUGGUCGGAUUUUAAUUUAACGGCGAGGGGGGUGGCAGCGGAUCGAAGCCCCGCUGGAUUAAUGUCGACAGGGCAGCGCACGGUGCCAGCGGGGGCCACGACGAGCAGAGACACCGGCUAACGGCUGCUGCUAGCCGGCUUUCACUGUUAGCUAACUGCCGCGGAUCAGGGAAGCAGCUUUCCCAGCCAUUAGCCUGCAGCUUACAACGCCGUACGUGUCGCGAGGGUUUCUCAGUCCGACAAAACACCUGGCGGAUGAAUGAUGUCUGCCGCUAGCAUCGACCCUCAGACAACGAAAGGACAAGAUGCAAGCAAAGCUUUUCCAGUUUCAGUGCAGAAUGGUUCCCUCCACCAGAAGGACACAGUGCAUGACAAUGACUUUGAGCCGUAUCUCACAAACCAGUCUAAUCAGAAUAACAGCUAUCAAUCCAUGACAGACCCUUACCUGUCCAGCUACUAUGCCCCCUCCAUUGGAUUUCCUUACCCUCUCAGUGAGGCUCCUUGGUCUACAGGAGGUGAUCCACCAAUUCCCUACCUGACACCCUACGCCCCCCUCAGCAAUGGAGACCAUCAUUUCAUGCACGACACGGUGUUUGGACAGCCGGGCGGCCUCAGCAGCAGCAUCUACCCUCACAGGUUCAACUUUUUCCCGGAGAACCCGGCCUUCUCAGCCUGGGGAACCAGUGGCUCUCAGGGCCAGCAGACCCAGAGCUCGGCCUACGGGGGAAGCUACAGUUACCCGCCGAGCUCUCUGGGAGGCACCUUGGUCCCCGAUGGUCAGACGGGUUUCCAUAGUGACACCCUGAGUAAGGCACCGGGUAUGAACAGCCUUGAACACGGCAUGCUGGGCCUAAAGAUAGGUGGGGAUCUGACAGGAAGUGGCUUGGGUGUGAAGAGCGCAGGCUCCCUUGGAGGUGGCAGUGUGGCUGCAGCCGUUGCUACGGGCAACGGCGGCGCACCAAUUGGAAUGCCCCCUCCGAAACCGACAUCGUGGGCUGCUAUUGCUGGUAAACCUGCCAAGCUGCCGCAACAAAAGGCCAAGAACAAACUCGGCGCACCCAUAGUUGGAGGAGGUCUGCCUCCACCUCCUGUUAAACACAACAUGGACAUUGAUACAUGGGAGAAUAAAGGGGCUCUUAAUAAGAUGGCCCCUCCUUUGCCCCCCCAUCACCACCACCACCACCACCAUCACCAACAGCCCCAGCUUCACUCCCAUGCCCCCAGUCUCCUACCCCCCCUUCAACAGUCCCUGCAGUCUGCCCAGUCCCUCGUGCAGCAAAUGACCAUGCAGGGUCCCCCACUUCCUCCUCCACAGUCUUACCAGAACCACAACUCCGCUCCGACACCUCAGACCCGCUGGAUAGCGCCACGCAACCGCAACCUCUGCUACGGCGGGGGAAGCUUGGACAGCAGCGGCUCCUCCAACGGUGGCGGUGUCGGUAACGGAGGGGGCGGCGGUGCGCCCCCGGACCCGGGAUCAGAGUCCCACCCCGUGCUGGAGAAGCUGCGCGCCGUCCACAGCUACAACCCCAAGGAGUUCGACUGGAACCUAAAGAACGGACGCGUGUUCAUCAUCAAAAGCUACUCCGAGGACGACAUCCACCGCUCCAUCAAGUACUCCAUCUGGUGCAGCACGGAGCACGGCAACAAGCGCUUGGACUCGGCCUUCAGAGCUAUGAACUCUAAAGGUCCCGUCUACUUGUUGUUCAGCGUCAACGGCAGCGGCCAUUUCUGCGGCGUGGCCGAAAUGCGCUCGCCCGUGGACUACGGCACCAGCGCCGGCGUUUGGGCGCAGGACAAGUGGAAGGGCAAGUUUGAUGUGAACUGGUUGUUUGUUAAGGACGUGCCCAACAGCCAGCUGCGACACAUCCGCCUGGAGAACAAUGACAACAAGCCCGUCACCAACUCUCGCGACACUCAAGAGGUUCCCCUGGAAAAAGCCAAGCAGGUGCUCAAGAUUAUCGCCCAGUACAAACACACCACCUCCCUCUUUGAUGACUUUUCCCACUAUGAGAAGAAGCAGGAGGAGGAGGAGGUGGUGAAAAAGAGUUAUGAGCCUGCCCCAAUACAGAGCCGAUCCCGGAUCGAUCAGGAUCGCCAAAAAUAAUCCGAAGACGACAGUCGAUGGAAUUUAGACUUUAAAAAAAGGAACACUAGGACAAAAAGAAAUUGAAACUAAUAUUUUUUUCUAUUUAAUUUUUUUCGACUUGGCCCCCCAUCAAACUUUUGACCCACAACGCUCCUUGUCUCUAAGAUGUGUGCAGGGAUGAAGAAAGUUCCACCAGUUGAAUCGCUUCAAUACGUAUUUUCAUGGUUUUGUUUUGUUUUCUUUUUUUUAGCCUUACCAAUCUAUCGCUACCCCGGAACUUGCAUUCUUAACUAAAUAUAAGUAACCAAUAUCUGCACGUCUGUUUUUGAAAAUCUCUCGACAACAUGCUGCUGAUAUUCACUGACAGUUCACUUUGUGGUUUGUGUGUUGGAGAAAUGUUAAGUGCUUGUAUUGGUUAAUCUUAACGAGUAAAUAUGACUUUAUUGACAAAUGUCCACUAUCUGUUUGUGGCCGGUUGUAUUUUAUAUUUUCAGAUGAAAAAAAGUGAACUUCUAUACAGCCCAUUUUUUCAUGUGAGGGGUGUUUUACUGGGUUGCGAGGGUGAACACUGAAAGUCUCUGUGGUCAUAAUCGUGUGAGGUUGUGACGUUAGAACGCGUAAAUGUUAAUAUAUUUUGAAUAAUAUACUAACUGGUUUACAGCUAAAUUUUUCAUAAGUUGGAGAGUAUGUACGAUGUUGUCUCUCCAAGCGUCGAGCGUUAACAUUUCUUUUCAGCUCUAAAUUAAAUUAGCAAUUUGCUUUUUUUCCCAGAACUGCACCCCAAAUUCUUUCUAGGAAAAGCUGUCUAGAGAUCAAAUGCUCUUAGGUGGUCCCUCUCUUUUUUUUAAUAUAAAUUAUGGAAUCACAACUCUAUGUAUGAUUCAACUCAGAAUCUGCUUUCGUUCUUAUUCCCCUGUUCCGGUGACUUUUAUUUCCCCGCUGCUCAAACAGGAGCUCUCGGUUUAUGGGACUCCGGAGGAAAUGUGGCAUGUACUGCUUUUUAAACUCGAGCUAGGCCUGUUACUUUGUUUUUCUUUUUGUUUCUUGUUCUUUCUUAACAGAAUUACAAUCUUGCCAUCAUUGCCAUCGCUGUAACCCGUCCACAUCAUCCUCAGACAAUGUAAGCUUUAAUGUAACGGCAUUUCUAACUGAGAUCGCCUCGAAAUGUUUAACUGUAGCAUUAUACUUAACUGAUUUAUUGUCAAGUGUAUGAAAACCCAGAGACUAGCCUAUAUGGUAUAUGUUGUGUAACUUUUUUUUUCUUUUUUUUACUUGCUUGCUGUAUUUUGUGUGUGUGUGUGUGCGCGCAAGAAUGAAAGAAAGGAGAGGGAGUAUGAUUGUGGAGCAAUCAGAGUUAUAUUACUGGUAUUGGAUUAUAGAACGUUUAUGCAAAAAAAUUAAGAAGUUUUAAAGUCACCCCUGAAUUUAAUAUCCAUUGUAUCAAAGGUCACUAUCACAUACUUAGAUUUGAUCAUGUCCAUUAUUAAAGAUAUACUUAUCGGUU